GCGGCUCCGCGGGCCGUGCCCGCCGUGCGGAGCUGCGGGAACACUUCCCGCUGCGGGAUCCCCCUCUUGCCUGCCCCGAGCGGCCCUGCGGCACCGGUGGCACAGUGAGCCCCGGAGCUGCCGCGGACCUCGGGCAAGCAGGAGCCCGCGUCGCCCACCUCCUCAGCAUGAGGACGCCGACGGCGAUGAUCGUGGGACUGGUGCUGUGCCCCUGCGGGCUCCUGCUGACGCUCACGGGCACGCUGGCACCCAGCUGGAGGAAGGUGAGCCUCGUACCUAACCAGCCCAUGGACCUCGUCUGGGAGCAGGGCAUCUGGGACAUAUGCCGGGAGCGGCAGAGCACCCAUGACCGCCUCUGCGGGCAGGCUGACGAGCUGGGCUACUUUGAGGAGGUACCCGUGCGGGUGGCCCAAGGGCUGAUGCCCUCCUCGCUGGUGAUCACGCUCCUGGGCUUGGUGGUGGCUGCCCUGGGGGUUCGCUGCUGGCAGGAGGAGCCACGGCACCUGCUGGCUGGAGUGGCAGGGCUGGUGCUGCUUCUCUCAGGGCUGAUGAGCCUCGUGCCCACCUCCUGGUACACCCACGAGCUGUGGGCACUGCCCGCAGUGCCUGGCAGCACACUGACUGUAGGCUACAGCUUGGUGCUGAGCUACUUGGGAAGCUGUCUGGAGAUCUUGGGGGGACUGGCCCUUGCCCUCAGCUUCCACCACUGCUGUAAGGAGCGCAGGGCCCCCAAACUGUCCCCCAGCCCUGUGCUGGAGCCUGGGCUGUGUUCCACCAUUGGGGCUUACAGCAAUCCCUGGGACGUGCUGAAGGAUGAGCGAGAUGGACAGCACUGGAGGAACACUCCACCUUGUGACUCGGACUUGUAGCCCCAGCACCAGGACAGCAGCCACCUGCCUGGCACUGAGAGCAGUGCUGGCUCCUGACCUACAAGCCAUGCCCUUCUCCUGGGGCACCUCAAAGCAGCCUGAAAACAAGAUCAAGGACCUGGCUUGAAUCUCUGCAACUUCCUCAAAAGCCUGCUGUGCUCCAGGUCCUACAACUGUGCCAAAUCCACACUGGGUUGAGGGCUAUACAUAGCUCUAGUCCGUCCAUGCAGCUUUUAACUCAUCCUCCUGCACCAUGCACAGCAGCUUGGUCAGAGGCAGCUUCACUGUUCCCAUGUGAGCAAGGUAUAGACUAGCACCGUGUAACCUUCAGGACUGAGAACAGGGGAGGGGUGCACCUCCCACAUGUCUCUGCCCAACUCAGGACUGUGCAAACAGCAAAAUAAGUGCAAAGGAAUGGGUCUGUACUGUGGGAUGGUUACGGGCUUUCUGCCAGGCAGGCCUGGCUGAGAGCCAGUGGGCAUGGCUAACCCAGCCUCCCUGUGCUUUGCAGGGAGGAAAAGUCUGUAAAAGUUAUAUGGCACCUUCCUAAAGGACUUUUCCCCCAUGGACAAAAUCAGCUCUGGUAGAGGUUUCUCCUUCCUUGAGCACAGCCACUUCAGGGGGA
Messenger RNA from Neopelma chrysocephalum (saffron-crested tyrant-manakin), 1494 nucleotides. RefSeq names its product claudin 23 (gene CLDN23). The record is from RefSeq and is a predicted model, not a curated record. Gene Ontology annotation, molecular function: structural molecule activity. NCBI's taxonomy places the organism in Eukaryota, Metazoa, Chordata, Aves, Passeriformes, Pipridae. Gene Ontology annotation, biological process: bicellular tight junction assembly; cell adhesion. The transcript has a single exon. Bases 168 to 869 code for a protein of 233 amino acids. Gene Ontology annotation, cellular component: plasma membrane; bicellular tight junction.